CGCCAGGCGGGAAGCGCGCGUGCGCGGGGCGCAGUUGCGGAACUUGAGCAGGGAACGGAGGGAGAAGUCAGUCAGUGAGUGAGCUCCUGGAGCAGAGCCGCUGGCGGUCACUGACUGCUGCAUGCUCAAACCGAGCGGGUGGUCGACAUGCAGAACGUCAUUAACACUGUCAAAGGGACUGCACUUGGUGUGGCUGAGUUCCUAACGCCCGUACUUAAGGAAUCAAAGUUUAAAGAAACUGGAGUAAUUACCCCAGAGGAGUUUGUAGUAGCUGGAGAUCACCUGGUCCAUCACUGUCCCACUUGGCAAUGGGGAAGCGGGGAGGAUGCCAAAGUGAAACCAUACUUACCCAAGGAUAAGCAGUUUCUGGUGACAAGAAAUGUUCCUUGCUAUAAGCGCUGCAAACAGAUGGAGUAUUCUGAUGAAUUUGAAGCAGUCAUUGAAGAGGAUGAUGGUGAUGGGGGCUGGGUGGAUACUUACCACAAUUCAGGUGUUGCUGGGUUGACAGAAUCUGUAACAGAGAUUACUUUAGAAAGCAAAGACAACUCAAAGUGUGUAGGCAGCACCACAGCCUGUGUGGAUGAUAAUGAUGAAGACGAUGAUGGAGAUGCUGCUGAUAUGGAAGCCUAUGAAGAAAGUGGAUUGUUGGAAGAUACAGAUGAUGCAACCCUGGAUACUAGCAAGAUAGAAGCAAGCAAGCCCAAAGCAGAUGCUGUUGGAGAAGAUGGAAUUCUUCAGACGAGAACCUACGAUCUAUACAUUACUUAUGACAAAUAUUAUCAGACACCAAGACUUUGGUUGUUUGGUUAUGACGAGCAACGACACCCACUGACUGUAGAAGAGAUGUAUGAAGACAUUAGCCAGGACCAUGUCAAGAAAACAGUGACAAUUGAAAAUCAUCCUCACUUGCCCCCGCCUUCAAUGUGUUCUGUUCAUCCAUGCAGACAUGCUGAGGUAAUGAAGAAAAUCAUUGAAACAGUUGCAGAAGGUGGAGGUGAACUCGGUGUACACAUGUAUCUUCUUAUUUUUUUGAAAUUUGUUCAAGCAGUCAUUCCAACAAUUGAAUAUGAUUACACAAGACACUUUACCAUGUAACUCCAAAGUUUACACAAUCACAAUAUUCUCAGAAAAUGUUCUGAGCUGACAACGCUGCUGCCUUUCAAAUGUAACUAAUAAUUCGCUCAGCACAAUUCUGACCAUUGUUCAGGUUCUGUUUCUUUUUACAGAGGUUCUUUAAUGAGAUUAGCAAGAGCUUGUCUGUUUAUCCAUAUGAAGAAGCUGAAUUCAAUUACAAAACUUAUCUGCUUUUUUUCUAUGAAUUCCUCAUUUUGUGUUCCCCAGUCUACUUUUUAGUAAACAACUAAAGCAAAUACAUACACUCUAAUUCAUAUUUCAUUGCAUUUUGAAAGUAAGAUGUAUUGACUUCUAUUAAACUGAUUUAUAUUUGCAGUAUACAAAUAAAUGAAAAUGUCUGACGAAGAUUUUCUUUAAAUGUUCUCUUUCUUGCAAAUGGAAUUGUAGCACUUUGUCAGGUUUUUUGCUUGUUUGGGUAAAAGAUUACCUUUGGCAUUUAAAUAGAAAAUAGUAAAUACAGUUAGUAUUACACAAGCAAGACACUGAGGGAAACUGUAAUUCUAUUCUUUUGCCGCUGUGAGCUGACAUUAUCCUGUUUUAUUCCUAACUUGUUAUAUUGAUUGUCUGUUAUAAUGCUUGAUAAUAUUACCCAGUACAUUAAUUGCUUGAUAUGUUUUAAAUGCAGCACAUUAUAUAAAGUGGAUAUAUUUGAGACAGAUUGAAAAAUUGUGAAUUAGAUGCCAAAAAACUCUACAACAUGCUUUUUUUUACUUCCAUUAAAAUAUAGCACUAUAAAUUACA
Messenger RNA from Rhincodon typus (whale shark), 1875 nucleotides. It is a transcript of the gene atg3, whose product is annotated as autophagy related 3. The coding region runs from base 148 to 1095 and encodes 315 amino acids. Gene Ontology annotation, biological process: autophagosome assembly; autophagy of mitochondrion; nucleophagy. Gene Ontology annotation, cellular component: cytoplasmic ubiquitin ligase complex; cytosol. The record is from RefSeq and is a predicted model, not a curated record. The transcript has 11 exons. NCBI's taxonomy places the organism in Eukaryota, Metazoa, Chordata, Chondrichthyes, Orectolobiformes, Rhincodontidae. Gene Ontology annotation, molecular function: Atg8-family ligase activity.